CCCGUGACUGUGGGCUGGGUCAUGCAGUCACCUCCCUGGUUCAAAAAAAUCUGCGCCGCCGAUGAGUUAGUUGGUCUUUGGUUCCUGUAGUACUAGUAGUGUGCAGGGAUUGCUGUUCGUGGAGUUUCCCCAAGUGCAGCUGCCACCGCCUUCGUUGUGACUGUGGCCGGACGCCCUGUCUUCAGGUCUGAUAACCUGAAAAAUCAUGGCACAAAAGGAUGCAGACCAGUACCUCUAUGUGGAUCGCAAUCUCAACAACCCUUUAGCUCAGGCGGACUGGGCAGCAAAAAAACAAGUAUGGGUGCCCUCAGAAAAGCAUGGAUUUGAGGCAGCUAGCCUGAAGGAAGAAGCUGGUGAUGAGGCGAUUGUUGAAUUGGCAGAGAAUGGCAAAAGAGUAAAGGUUAAUAAAGAUGAUAUACAAAAGAUGAACCCUCCUAAAUUCUCCAAAGUUGAAGACAUGGCUGAGCUUACAUGUUUAAAUGAAGCAUCUGUCCUGCACAAUCUGAAAGAACGAUACUACUCUGGUUUAAUUUAUACUUAUUCUGGUUUGUUUUGUGUGGUAAUAAACCCAUACAAGAACCUCCCAAUUUAUUCUGAAGAAAUAGUGGACAUGUACAAAGGAAAGAAGAGACAUGAAAUGCCACCACACAUUUAUGCUAUCACAGACACCGCUUAUCGGAGCAUGAUGCAAGAUAGAGAAGACCAGUCCAUUCUUUGCACGGGAGAGUCAGGUGCUGGUAAAACAGAAAACACAAAGAAAGUAAUCCAGUAUCUAGCUUAUGUUGCAUCCUCUCACAAAUCUAAAAAAGAUCAGGGUGAACUGGAGCGACAGUUGUUGCAAGCUAAUCCAAUAUUGGAAGCCUUUGGAAAUGCCAAGACUGUGAAAAAUGAUAAUUCAUCCAGAUUUGGCAAAUUUAUCCGGAUUAACUUUGAUGUGAAUGGCUACAUUGUUGGAGCAAACAUUGAAACAUACCUACUGGAGAAAUCACGUGCGAUUCGUCAGGCCAAAGAUGAAAGAACUUUUCAUGUAUUUUACUACCUGUUAUCAGGUGCAGGGGAACACCUGAAAACUGACCUUUUGUUGGAAGCCUACAACACGUAUCGUUUCCUCAAUGGUCAUGUCACUAUACCAGGUCAGCAGGACAAAGAUUUGUUUCAAGAAAAUGAAGCAAUGAGGAUUAUGAGUAUUCCUGAUGAUGAACAAAUUGGAUUGUUGCGAGUUGUGUCUGGUGUCCUACAGUUGGGCAACAUUAUGUUUAAGAAGGAGCGCAACACCGAUCAGGCUUCCAUGCCAGAUAACACUGCUGCCCAGAAAGUAUGCCAUCUCCUGGGAAUUAAUGUGAAUGACUUUACCAGAGCAAUCCUCUUGCCCCGUAUUAAGGUUGGCCGUGACUAUGUACAGAAAGCCCAGACCAAAGAGCAGGCAGACUUUGCUAUUGAGGCACUUGCUAAAGCCUCCUAUGAGCGAAUGUUCCGCUGGCUUGUAAUGCGUAUUAACAAAGCCCUAGACAAAACAAAGAGGCAGGGUGCUUCAUUCAUUGGAAUUCUGGAUAUUGCUGGCUUUGAGAUUUUUGAGCUGAACUCCUUUGAACAACUGUGUAUCAAUUACACCAAUGAGAAACUGCAACAACUGUUCAAUCACACAAUGUUUAUACUGGAGCAAGAAGAGUACCAGAGGGAAGGUAUUGAGUGGAACUUCAUUGAUUUUGGCUUGGACCUUCAGCCUUGUAUUGAUUUGAUAGAGCGACCUGCUGGCCCACCAGGUAUUCUAGCGCUUCUGGAUGAGGAAUGUUGGUUUCCAAAAGCUACUGAUAAGAGUUUUGUGGAGAAAGUAGUGCAGGAGCAAGGCUCCCACUCAAAAUUCCAAAAACCCAAACAGCUCAAGGAUAAAGCAGACUUUUGUGUCAUGCACUAUGCUGGAAAGGUUGAUUACAAAGCUGAUGAGUGGCUGAUGAAGAAUAUGGACCCACUUAAUGAUAAUGUUGCCACACUACUUAAUCAGUCAUCUGAUAAAUUUGUGUCAGAUCUUUGGAAAGAUGUGGAUCGCAUUGUUGGGUUGGAUCAGGUUGCUGGUAUGAGUGAUGCUGCUCUGCCUGGUGUAUUCAAGACCAGAAAAGGAAUGUUUCGUACUGUAGGUCAGCUAUAUAAGGAACAACUCUCUAAACUGAUGGCCACGCUAAGGAACACAAACCCAAACUUUGUGCGCUGCAUCAUCCCCAAUCAUGAGAAAAAGGCUGGAAAACUGGAUGCCCACCUGGUGCUAGAUCAGUUACGCUGCAAUGGUGUUUUGGAAGGAAUUCGUAUCUGCAGACAGGGCUUCCCCAAUCGAAUAGUUUUCCAAGAAUUCAGACAAAGAUAUGAAAUUCUUACCCCAAAUUCUAUCCCUAAAGGCUUCAUGGAUGGAAAGCAAGCAUGUGUUUUAAUGAUCAAAGCCCUGGAACUGGAUUCAAACCUUUACCGUAUUGGACAAAGCAAAGUGUUUUUCAGAGCAGGUGUCCUUGCUCAUUUGGAAGAAGAACGGGACUUAAAGAUCACAGAUGUGAUUAUUGGUUUCCAGGCCUGGUGCAGGGGCUACAUUGCCAGAAAGGCCUUUGGCAAACGACAGCAACAACUUACUGCAAUGAAAGUGAUACAAAGAAAUUGUGCAGCGUACCUGAAGCUCCGAAACUGGCAGUGGUGGAGACUUUUUACAAAGGUUAAGCCACUGCUACAAGCAAACAGAUUUGAUGAAGAACUGCUUGCAAAGGAAGUAGAACUUCAAAAAGUGAAAGAUCUUCAAACUUUCUCUGAACAUAAACUUUCUGAAAUGGAACAUAUACAGAUUCAGCUUCAGCAAGAAAAAAUGCAACUGCAGGAACAAUUGCAAGCAGAGACUGAACUUUGUGCGGAGGCAGAGGAAAUGAGAGCUCGUUUAGCAGCUAAAAAGCAGGAAUUGGAAGAAAUUUUACAUGACUUGGAAUCUCGGGUAGAAGAGGAAGAGGAGCGAUGCCAGCUUUUGCAAACGGAGAAGAAAAAAAUGCAACAGAACAUUGGGGAAUUAGAGGAACAACUAGAGGAGGAAGAAGCAGCCAGGCAGAAGCUUCAACUGGAAAAAGUCACAGUUGAAGCAAAAAUUAAGAAGAUGGAAGAAGAUGUAAUUGUUUUGGAGGAUCAUGCCAGCAAACUGAGUAAGGAAAAGAAACUACUUGAAGAUCGAAUUGCAGAAUUUACCAGCAACCUGGCAGAGGAAGAAGAAAAGUCAAAGAGUCUAGCUAAACUCAAAAACAAGCAUGAAACAAUGAUCUCUGACUUGGAAGAGCGGCUGCGUAGAGAGGAAAAGCAACGCCAGGAACUAGAAAAGACACGUCGCAAGUUAGAGGGAGACUCUACAGACUUGCAUGAUCAGAUCGCAGAGCUGCAAGCACAGAUUGCUGAACUGAAGAUACAACUUGCUAAAAAGGAGGAAGAAUUGCAUGCUGCUUUUGCCAGGGUAGAGGAGGAGGCUUCACAGAAGAACAUGGCUCUAAAGAAAAUUCGGGAGCUGGAAUCCCAGAUAAGCGAGCUACAGGAAGAUCUGGAGUCGGAGAGAGCUGCCCGGAACAAGGCAGACAAGCAAAAGCGGGAUCUAGGAGAGGAACUUGAGGCACUAAAGACAGAGCUUGAGGAUACAUUGGACUCAACUGCAACACAGCAGGAACUCAGAACAAAACGGGAGCAAGAGGUAACAAUGCUGAAGAAAAAUUUGGAAGAGGAAGCCAGAGUACAUGAAACCCAAAUACAGGAGCUGAGACAGAAACAUGCACAAACUGUCGAGGACCUCUCUGAGCAGCUGGAGCAGACAAAACGGGUGAAAGGAAAUUUGGAAAAGGCCAAACAGGCUCUGGAGAGUGAACGUAAUGAGCUAGCCAACGAGGUAAAAGUUCUUCUGCAGGGUAAGGGAGACUCUGAGCACAAGAGGAAGAAGGCAGAGGUGCAGUUUCAGGAACUGCAAGUAAAACUUACGGAGGGCGACAGAUUACGAUCAGAGCUAUCUGAAAAGGCAAACAGAUUACAGGUGGAGCUGGACAAUGUUACAAGUCUUCAUUCCCAAUCAGACAGCAAAUCUAUCAAACUUGCCAAAGAUUUCUCUACAUUGGAAUCUCAACUUCAAGAUACUCAGGAACUUUUGCAAGAAGAGACACGUCAGAAACUGAGCUUUAGUACAAAACUCAAGCAAAUGGAAGAUGAGAAAAAUGGUUUCCUAGAGCAACUAGAAGAAGAGGAAGAAGCAAAAAGAAACUUGGUGAAACAAAUUGCAACACUGCAGUCUCAGACAGCAGAUAUGAAAAAGCGGAUGGAGGAGAGUACUGGUUCACUGGAAUCUAUUGAAGAGCUUAAGAAAAAGUUGCAGAAAGACCUGGAAGCUUCACAUCAACAAUAUGAGGAGAAGGCAGCUGCAUAUGACAAGCUUGAGAAGACAAAAACAAGACUUCAGCAGGAGCUUGAUGAUCUUGGUGUGGAUCUUGAUCACCAGCGUCAGAUUGUGUCCAACCUGGAGAAGAAGCAAAAGAAAUUUGAUCAGUUGCUUGGUGAAGAGAAAACUAUUUCUGCUAAAUAUGCAGAAGAGCGGGAUCGCGCAGAAGCAGAGGCUCGUGAGAAAGAAACUAAAGCUCUGUCCUUGGCCCGUUUCUUGGAGGAGGCUGUGGAGGCUAAGGCUGAAUUGGAAAGACUAAACAAGCAACUGCGUGUUGAAAUGGAGGACUUGGUCAGCUCUAAGGAUGAUGUUGGAAAGAGUGUACAUGAACUAGAGAAGUCUAAGAGAGCCUUAGAACAACAAGUGGAAGAGAUGAAAACUCAGUUGGAGGAACUUGAGGAUGAGUUACAAGCCACAGAAGAUGCUAAGCUACGAUUGGAAGUCAACCUACAAGCAAUUAAGGCACAGUUUGAGCGGGAUCUCCAAGGACGUGAUGAGCAGAGUGAAGACAAGAAGAAGCAACUUGUCAGACAGGUUAAAGAAAUGGAAACAGAGCUUGAAGAUGAAAAAAAACAACGUUCACUAGCUGUAGCUGCCCGAAAGAAGCUUGAGACGGAUCUGAAAGACCUGGAAGGACAAAUUGAUUCUGCAAACAAAAAUAGAGAAGAGGCUAUUAAACAGUUGCGCAAACUGCAGGCGCAGAUGAAGGAUUACCAGAGAGAGCUGGAGGAUACCAGGGGAUCCAGGGAUGAAAUUUUGAGCCAAUCCAAAGAAAAUGAGAAGAAAGUCAAGAGUAUGGAAGCAGAGAUGAUCCAUAUGCAAGAGGAACUUGCUGCUGCAGAGCGUGCCAAAAGACAAGCUCAACAGGAGAGAGAUGAAUUGACAGAUGAAAUUGCAAAUAGUAGUGGUAAAGGGGCCUUGGCUUUGGAUGAAAAGAGACGUUUGGAUGCCCGCAUUGCACAAUUGGAGGAAGAAUUGGAGGAGGAACAGAGCAACACUGAGCUUGCCAAUGACAGACUGAGAAAGGCAACUCUUCAGGUCGACCAACUGAAUGCUGACCUAAAUGCAGAGCGCAGCAAUUCUCAGAAAAAUGAAAAUGCCCGCCAGCAAUUGGAUCGCCAGAACAAGGAGUUGAAAACAAAGCUACAGGAGUUGGAGGGCUCUGUUAAAUCCAAGUUUAAGGCUUCAAUCACUUCCUUGGAAGUAAAGAUAGCACAACUAGAGGAACAACUUGAUACAGAGACUAAAGAGAGACAGAAUGCCAGCAAACAGGUCCGUCGCACUGAGAAAAAAUUAAAGGAUAUGUUAAUGCAGAUAGAAGAUGAAAGACGCAAUGCUGAACAGUACAAAGACCAGGCUGAGAAAAACAAUAUUCGAAUGAAACAGUUAAAACGGCAGGUAGAAGAAGCAGAGGAAGAAGCACAGCGGGCCAAUGCCAUGCGGCGUAAAUUGCAACGUGAGCUUGAAGAUGCCACAGAGACAGCAGAUCUAAUGAAUCGUGAGGUUAACACCCUUAAGAGCAAGCUUCGGCGUGGUGAUGUACCUUUAAUUACACGGCGCGUUGGAAGGAAAGGUGUUGAGGAUGCCUCUGAUGAUGAUUUGGAUGGAAAAACUGACUCUGGAAUCUCUAAAUCUGCCGAUUAGGAAGUCUAUGAAACUUUUUAUGUAUUUUUUUUUUUCUUAUUUGCCUCAUCCUUUGCUCAAGACAAUUGCUAAACUAAACACAACUAUACCAUUCCUAGGAGGGGAAGUUUAUUUUUCUGUGCUCUUUUGAAAAAACAUGAAACUGCGCAAUCAUUUUAUAUGUAACUUGAGUCAUAGCUUCUGGUUGCUGUGGCUUCAAAAUGUUAGUCAAUGUUUGUGCACUUUCAAUAAUGACAGCCAGAAUGGAUUUGUUGAUUUGUAAACACUGUAACCGUUUUAAGUAUGACUUAUUGCCAAAACUACUAUCUUUUUGAAAGGAUGAGUCUGCUCAGAGGAAAUAAUUUAAGCUUUCCCCUUGAUUUGUUCUUUUGACUUUCAAUCUUUGACUCUUGCUGCCUUUUUUUUUUUUUUACUAUUAGCAUUAAUUAAAGGGGGAAAAAAUAGUAGUCCUUAAAAACCUCAACCUUAAAGGGCAUAAACCACUUGCUGUCAUUGGAAAAUCAUUUUAAGGACCAAAUGUUUAAUCAGAAGUAUGGAUCACUUUUUUUUUUUACAUUACAAGUAUGUCUUUCAUGUACUUCAUGUAUCUUAGGGAUAAAUAACCUAUUGGAUAUAUAUAACUGGAGAAAUAGCUGUACUGCACCCUUUAUAUGAACUGAUAAUUCUGCACUCACCUUAUUGUAUUGGUCACCGUUUUCAAAUGCAUUUUUAUGUGUCACUGCCUGCCUAGAAGGAUCUUUCCAGAUGAAUAUUCAAACUCGUAAGAAUCAAAAGUAGUCUCUAAUCAAACCAAAUAACGCCUAUGAAGAGUUUGAUAGUAUCAUUCUGCCGGUUUAUCCUGUGUAUUCAAAGUGCCUUUAUACUGCAACCUGGUUGCGUCCACAGAGUCAAGUGCUCUUAAACCAUGGCCACCUUGUUGCUUUACAUAAUAAAUUAUGGAUUUUGCUGCAAA
Messenger RNA from Pseudophryne corroboree (corroboree frog), 7028 nucleotides. It is a transcript of the gene MYH9, whose product is annotated as myosin heavy chain 9. Gene Ontology annotation, cellular component: myosin II complex; myosin filament; cytoplasm. NCBI's taxonomy places the organism in Eukaryota, Metazoa, Chordata, Amphibia, Anura, Myobatrachidae. Gene Ontology annotation, molecular function: ATP binding; microfilament motor activity; actin filament binding. The record is from RefSeq and is a predicted model, not a curated record.